UGUCAUGCAAUUUUCAUGUUGUAUUUCGAUUCUUCCAUUCGUCGCAAAAAGUUAAUAGUGAGGAUUAAAAAUUGUUGGAUUAGUCCAACACACUGUCACGAAAACAUGACCAAACUUGCAUAAAUAGACUAAGUUACAAAACUUUGCUAAAAAUUGAGACCGAACGAGUCAAACGGUCACGAAAUCCGGUGUAUCAUCAAGAAAAGAUUUUACACUAGUUUGCUGUGUUAAGAAAAAAGCAGUGCCAUGAGUAUACCUCAACUAAACACAAACCGAUGCAGGAAAAGUAUCGCUGAGGCUUUCUCCGUCUUAGCCAUCACACUAGUCACAGGAUUUGUGCUGAGCAGUAACCGUUUGGCGCUAGCAGCGGUCAGCGAUGGGCCGGUCGCUGCGGCUACAGCCACAUCGGACGACUCGUCACAGCAGGAGCCCCAAAGGGUCCAGUCAUCACAUCUGCAAUCGCAAGAGCUCAAAGCAUGUCCCCACAUGAUGAAACACGUCUUCGAUGGAUAUGCUCCGAUAGGCGGACGAGAGGCAGGAAGCUACAGUGAGCUUCGUGAAGCGACUUCGCUCAAGGAAUGCGUGCAGCAUUGUUGCAGCCAAGGUGAUAACUGUAAUACAGCGUUCAUGUUCAAUAAAACAUGCUACCACGUAAAAUGUUUUACCAACGAACUUUGUCUGCCAGCAAAGAAGAAAAACCUCUCAACGAGCCUUCAAAUGGUGUUGAUAAACACGGUCGGAGAAGCCAGUGGCACUUGGUGGGACAUUUUGAAGAGCAUGAAUUCACCGGAAACCCAUCUGGACGGAACCGCAGUGGGCCUAGAAGAGAACAGGAUAUUGAGUAAGCUAAAGAAAAUUUAUAAUAUGGAAAGGAACAGAGAAGAGUUGUCGGAGGGGGUGUAUAGUUUGCCACUAAAACAACUGGCGGACUAUGAUUUUGGAAAAUAUUCUGGAAAUGAUUUAAACGACCAGUAUGAGGAUUUGAUGAUGGAUGAGACGAAAUUCUACCCGGAGGAAAAGACAUUUACUGCAAUGCUAUGUGACACAGUGGGCGAUAUAUGUCCUGAGUACGAAAUUUGUGUUUCUGGAAUGUGCCGCUGCAAGGAUCACUACAAACGAAACAGUAAAAAUGUUUGCGUUAAUGACCAGUUACUUGCGGCGCCGCAAACACUGACGGCUCAGAAAUUAAUCAUGAAUAAUAUACAUAGUGAAGCUGGGGAAAUUGAUGAAGGGAACCAAGAACCCGUCCCCACGAAACAGUUAACCGUUUCUGUUUUGUCGAAGGGCGUGCGACUUCCGAACAAUGAAGCAAUUUUGUCGGCAUACGUUGUUCCAGAUGAAAGCAGCAGUGGUGAUAAGUACACUUAUUCCUGGUCAUUGAUUUCGCAGCCCUCUAAAGGUGACAGCAAUGCUACUAUCACUGACCAAACCAAGCCUCAGGCGAAACUAUCCAAGCUUACAGCAGGGCUUUAUCGCUUCAAGGUCACUGUUACCGGCCAGAAGGGGUACUAUGGAGAAGCUUAUCCGAACAUUACAGUUUUACCCGAACAGACGAUAAAUAAACCUCCCGAAGUAAUAAUCACUCCUGCAGAGCAGACCGUCAAGCUCCCAAAUCAUAAGGCAAUUCUGGACGGAAGUUCUUCUAAGGACGACGAUAAAAUUGUAUCCUGGCGGUGGGAACUUGUGGAAGGACCCCUCGUGUAUAAGCCAGAUCUACCGGCCACCGGUACACUGCAGCUGAACGAUCUAACGACGCCAGGAAAUUACACCUUCAAGCUGACCGUAGUCGAUUCGGAGAACCUUUCCAACAGCACAACGGCUACCAUCGAAGUAUUGAAAGAGAUCGACUAUCCACCGGUGGCGAACGCUGGUCAAAAUGUGAUUGUGUACCUCCCGAAUAAUAACGUAACCCUGAACGGAUCGCUUAGCAAGGAUGAUCACGCUGUUGUCGCGUGGGAGUGGACCAAAGCGAGUACCGACCAAUCGAAGGCGGUAGAUAUGCAAAAUACGAGAACCCCUUUCCUGCAACUGUCCAACCUCGAAGAGGGUGUGUAUGCGUUCGAACUUAAAGUGACCGAUUCGAAGAACCAAAGUAGCACUUCGAUUGUGCAUGUUUUCGUGAAGAUGCCAACUAAUAUGCCACCGGUUGCGAAUGCCGGUGCAAACUACACCGUUGAUUUGCCCCAAAACUGGGCGAUACUGAAUGGCACCGGUUCUAAGGAUGAUAUAAAGAUAACAAACUGGAAGUGGCAACAAAUAAGUGGACCCAAUACGGCUGUCAUUGUGGGUGGUAAUAAUUCCAUAGCCAAUGCAACUUCACUCACGAUUGGGGAUUAUGUGUUCGAACUGCUGGUCAUUGAUGAAGUAAACAAUAAUGCUACCGAUCGCGUGAAAAUUACCGUAGUGCAAGAACGGAACACUCCUCCGGUAGCGAAUGCAGGCGGCGAUCAAAGUGUUACACUGCCAACGAACACCAUUGUCCUCAAUGGGACUCGCUCGAACGACGAUCUAGGAAUCGCCAACUAUAGCUGGACCCGGGAACCGGGAAGUUUAGCCAUUGGAUCCAUCGUUGACGAUAGUGAUCGGAAGCCAGUGUUAAUUCUCACAAACAUUGUCCCCGGACGGUACGUUUUCAAAUUAACUGUCACCGAUGCCCAAGGGCUUUUCGGAUCGGACACUGUGAGUAUCAUUGUUCAUCCGGAUCCCCUCGUGAUGAGUUUAGUGGAACUUACGCUGACCAUGGAGGCCACCGUGUUAACCCAAUCCGAACUAGAUUCUUUACAUCAAAAACUGAUCCUGCUAAUAGGAGACAACACGGCUCAGCUACACAUUAGAGAGCUUAAAAUCGAACACAAGACGGGACAAAUAGUGAUAGUAUUCUACGUUGAGAAGGCUGGGGGCAAGGACAAAACGGAAAUCAUUCCAGCUCUGGAAGUAGAGCGAAUUCUGAAGGAAAAAUUCUGGCGAGAUUAUACCAUCCUCGGGACGUCGGUUGCGGGCAUCCGAACGACAAUCUGCCAGAACACCUGCUCUGGACAUGGAGUGUGCAACGCCGAGACACGGGACUGCAUGUGUCAGAGCUUCUGGAUGCCGGAUAUUUUUUUCUUCUGGGGUGUAGCUGAAGCGAAUUGUGACUGGUCGAUUCUUUACGUCAUUAUCGGGGUGUUCAUUGUGUUCCUGAUACUAUCCGGCAUCUGCUGGGGCAUUACAUGUCUCUGUCGGCGCUCGACUAAGCCACGCACAAGAAGCAAAACCCAAAAGUAUUCACUGCUUGGAACGCACGAGGAGGAGUUACCCUCAUUUACCCGCACCGGAACCACUCUCUCGGACUCGGAAACAGACUCGGACGUUGUGUUCGAGAGUCGCUCGAAGCAGAAUGGCCUUCCCGGGCGGGGUGGCGCUGGGCUCGUGAACGGCGAUAUCCGGAAUGGUCAUGCUAAAUAUAGCACUACACGCCUUGGUCGACGUAUCAAAACGUAGACCGGUAUGGAAACGGCCAGCUUCGCACCUAAGUAAGUAAGUAAGAUUUAUGUAUAUGUUUUAUCUGCAAAGAAUACCAUACGAGUAUGUGGCUGCUUGAGCUUGUUUCGACAUCCUGCUGCGACACAGGAUAACAGUUGCAGAGUUUUUUUUUUGCCACGGUUGAACAACCAUUUCACACAAUUGGAUUGAAACUGCAAGAAACUUAUAAUAAUUUUAUUUUUUAUAUAUACCAGUCAGCCGAGGUACGGAGAGAAUGACAGUAUAUAAAAGUGAUUUCUGCAUGCUAGAAGAAAAACAUGUGAUUUAUUAGCCAUCGAGUAGUUGUAUUUAUCGUGUUUAUUUCAUGCGUAGAAGCAGUCUUCUACAUUCGACAUUUACGUAAUAAUUAUUUCGUAGCAGGAUAAAGCUGAACGUCUAUUCGAAGUAGCACUCCAAUUGAAGUAUAUUUAUUUUGUUGAAUGUAUUGGUAGCGUUCAAGCUUUGAGAGUAAAUGUUUAUAUUCAAAUGCGUAUAUUGCCAACAAAGUUAAACUCAUGUUUUUGCACUAAAAUACCAUCCUAAGACUGCAAGCGAUAAUAGAGUAAUUUGAACAUUUAUUCAUUACGUGAUAGAGGCAAUGACUCAAACAGUAUCAUCAUUCCAUACGUUACGAAUGAAGAAACCAACGCUAGUCCGAUAUUUAUUUGAGUAGCAGUACUUUCAAUGAUUCAUAGUCAUGCAAUGAGUGAAACUACUGAUACAGUGAUUUGUUUUAUAUUCUUCUCUUUUCAUCUCUGCAUUUGAUUGAUGUUGCUUUGAGUAAGGAAAAUUAUGUGUACUUAUAUUCUCGGUAUAAAGUUUCUAGACAUUCUCCAAAAACAUGUAAACUUUGGAAUACAUUUGAUUGGAAUUUGAAUUCAAACUUUCUACCAAGAAACCAUGGGAGAAAGGGAAAACGAAAAACUAGUAUUAUUAUACAAUUAUACUAUUGUAAAUGAACUAAGAAAUUGAAAGAUAAUAAAUUAUUUUUAAAUCGGAUAUGCUGAAAUAUA
Toxorhynchites rutilus septentrionalis is the source of this 4514-nucleotide messenger RNA. Its product is annotated as dyslexia-associated protein KIAA0319-like protein. Gene Ontology annotation, cellular component: cytoplasmic vesicle; plasma membrane. The transcript has 7 exons. The record is from RefSeq and is a predicted model, not a curated record. Bases 247 to 3480 code for a protein of 1077 amino acids. NCBI's taxonomy places the organism in Eukaryota, Metazoa, Arthropoda, Insecta, Diptera, Culicidae.